UAGAGCAGCUGUUUAGAUAGACGACGUGUGAGAUUACUGACCGGUUGACAUGGCUGUAGAGUUAUUAGAUCUUCCUAACGAAAUAUUAGCAAAAAUACUUUAUUAUUUACCUCCAGCUGACCUGUUAGCUAUUUCUAAAUUAAAUAGACGACUAGAGACAUUGUCUUGUGCAAAAGAAGUAAUUUGGAAUGUUAACUUUAAAGAAUCUAGACUGAUGAGCAGAGAAGAACUGAAAGAAUUCUUUUUGAGUAAACGCUCAAAAAGUAUAGUGUUGCUUGACUUUGAGGACUGUUACACUUGUGUGACUGAUAAGUUUUGGGAGUCUUGUAUAAUAAAAUGCAAAUCUUUAAAGUGCCUUUCCUUCAGCUGUAGCAGAGUAAGCCUGGAGUCUCUGACUCGAAUCUUGUCUCGUCUGCCACAUCUCGAAGAACUCUCUUGGUCCCUCGUAGAUGUCUGCUUGAAUUUCAGGGAAAAUAGUGCCAUGCUGGUGAAGUAUGUGGAUGAAGGAAAAUUGGAUCUGUCAAAACUUCGCAGGUUGAGUGUGUAUUUUCACGAAUCAGAACUGUCGAAUUACUUACUGAGUUUAUUUUUAAAGUACACGGUCAAUUUAGAAUGUCUUCAUCUUCAUCCGUUUGCGACUACGAAUGAAUUUUAUUUUUUGAUACAUCCUGUGCCCAGACCUUUGUACCAAAAAUUGACAAAACUACAUAGCUUUUCGGUGCAAGAAGAAUAUAUGUGCAAAGACAUUCGUGCAUCUCUCAGCAAUAAUACAUUGACAUUUUUGUCAGGUUUCAUGUUGGAACAUUCAAACGUUAACUGGAAGAAACUUUAUCUGACACCAGAUAUAGUUGAUAAUUUGGUUGUUUCAUCCGAGCAGAUUCAAGAUGUAUUAAGUAAUUUAGCCAAAAGUAAUGUUUACUUGCCUUAUAAAAGUGAAUUCAAUAACUUCCAUAUGAAAUCAAAGGAGCAACUUAGUUUUCUUUCAAUAUGUAAUGCAACUAUGUCACUUUCUGAUUUAGAAAAUAUAUUUCCUGAAAAUAAAACAAAUAUUCGACAUUUGACCAUGAAAAAUCUUUGUUUUCAUAUAUUACCCGAAAUGCAUCAACGAUUUAAAAAUUUAUUUCUUCCUUCUCGAAAUAUUGUAAAGUUAGACUUUCUUCAUACUCAUUUUAAUGUUAACGAAAGAGCUUUAGAAUGUUUCAGUUGUUUAAAAGCACUGAAAUCACUCGCCAUGCAGUCUUGUGCUAUUUUAUCACAACGUGCAGUUCCUAAUGAAAAUGUUGAAAAUGAUGAUGAUACUUUAUUUACAAAGAAACGCAGGGUAGUCAGUAUAGAUAGUCAGUCAUUGCUUCUACCUUUAGUACAGAAUUGUGUGGAUAUUUGUGAUUUAGAAAUAAAUGGUUGUAUAGAUAAUAGGUUUUCCAAGAAAUGCUGCAAUAUGAAUGGUUUGCAUAUCACUGAUACAGACUUGGCUGUUAUACCUCAUUUAAUGGCAUUACAGAAAUUAGUGUUAAGAAAUCUUCCUUUUAUUAGACACGGAUAUUUCUUACAAGAAGUUUCAAAGAACUGUAAAAAUAUAAAAAGGUUAAUCUUAGUUGAAUUAGGGUCUCGAGGAACUUGCAAUUACAUAUCAUCUCUGUGCCAUUUUUUGAAAAAUACAGUUUCAUUAGUUGAUCUUGUAAUUUAUCAUGGACAUUUUGAUCUAAAUUCUGAAACAUUUUGGAGCUCUUUGUCUGAAGCUACAAAGAUUGAAAGAGUUUGCUUAAGAACAGACUUCAAACAAACAUUAGUUGCUGGAAAGAUAUAUGCAUCUGUAGUCAAGCUUUCCAAUUUAUCAUCAUUUCAUAUUCAUGCUUCAAUAUUCAAUCACAAUCAGCUGCAAAGUGUUUUCAAUAAGAUUUCAAGGAACAAAAAUGUACACCAAAUUUCAUUCCAACUGCUUUUUACUGAAAGUAAUAACUUUUUAAAACGAGUUUUGAUGCAUGGAGGAAAUAUUAGACUGUUACAGGAACUCUGUUAUGAGACAACUGUGAAUUAACAUUGUUACUUAGUGAUGUAAAUGAACUGUAAAAAGUAAAUUGUUAAAAUGUAUAUUUAUACAUAAUUUUAAUAAAUU
This is a messenger RNA of Centruroides sculpturatus (bark scorpion), 2116 nucleotides long. RefSeq lists its product as uncharacterized. The record is from RefSeq and is a predicted model, not a curated record. Gene Ontology annotation, molecular function: protein binding. The transcript is spliced from 10 exons. Lineage: Eukaryota; Metazoa; Arthropoda; Arachnida; Scorpiones; Buthidae. The coding region runs from base 50 to 2038 and encodes 662 amino acids. Gene Ontology annotation, biological process: SCF-dependent proteasomal ubiquitin-dependent protein catabolic process.